AGGCUAAAGCUCUUCGGAAUGGUUUCGUCCGCUGGCUCUAGGGACCGUCUCUGAAGAGUCUGCCUUGGAGGGAGACGGAGGCCGGCGGGAGGGCUGGGGGAAGGGACCCGGGCCUAGAACAACUGCUGACUAAUCGGCGGGCGGCGGGCGGCGGAAGAGGGGGUGGCGGGGCGGCUCGGCAGGGGUCACGCGCCCGAGUGCAGGCAGAAUGGGCUCGGGGCUCUCGGGCCUUGCCGGGAAGCUGGAGUCCCGACUCCCAGCCAGGGGCCCCACCCGGCAUUCCGGGGGCGGGGGGCGCUCUCUGCAAAAGGGAAACUGAGGCCUAAGGAAUUUGGGUACUUUUCCUAAAGUCACAAAGCUGAGUCCGACCCACACCCUGGGACCCCCGCCCUCUCCAUCACUCGGAAGAAUCUACCCCCUCCUAAUCUUCUCAUUCAGUCCUCCGAGCUUUCCAGUAAGGUACCCAGGCCAAGGAAGGGCAGGGCUCGCCCAAAUCUUUCAGCGGGACCUGGAGCCAAGCUAGAGUCUCUCAGUGAACACAUAUGGAGAACUUGGGGAUGACACACAGCCUCAAGACCACCCUUGACACCUUCAGCCACGCUAUGCAUGCCCGAGGCCCCCCCGGCCUACCGUCCCCGGCGCUGCCUCUCGCCUCCUCUGUCCUGAUGCUGCUCCUGAGCAGCCUGUGGCUGGUGGGGGCUGGCCCCAGCCUUGCCCUGGCCCCGGAGCUGCUGCCUUGGCAGGCGCACCGGCUGCUGACCCAUGCCCUGGGCCACACGGCCCUACCUGGCCUGCUCCUGAGCCUGCUGCUCCUGCCCACGCUGGGCUGGUGGCAGGAGUGCCACCUGGGCACACUGCGGUUCCUGCAUGCCUCUGCCCUGCUCGCCCUGGCUGCCGGGCUCAUGGGGGUGCUGCUGGCAGGCCUCGGGGUGUCCAGUGCAGCCGGCGGCUGUGGCUACAUGCCGGUCCACCUGGCCAUGCUGGCUGGGCAGGGUCACCACCCUCGCCAGCCCCAGGGGAUCCUGCCACCAUGGCUCCUGCCCUGGCUGCUGCUCGCCUUGACACCACUGCUUAGCUCUGAGCCACCCUUCCUGCAGCUGUUCUGCGGCCUUCUUGCUGGCCUGGCCUCCAGACGCAGCCGGGGCCUUCCAGUGGCUGGAGCUGUCGGACCAGCGGCUGCAAGCACUGCAGGAGGGCGUCUUGUGCAGGGCCCUGGCCGGGUGCUGGCCGCUCAGACUCCUUCCUACCCCAGGCGGUCGGGCCGAGCUGCCUGUUACCCAUCCCACCGGAGUGAGGUGAGCGCGACACUGAAGACACCGGCCCUGCUGGCAGAAGCUGCGGUGGGGACCGGCAGUCAGGCCUUCUGCUUUUGCCCCUCCAGGCCUCCCACCCCUGGACCUCCCUACAUGGCCUCCUCUAGCCUCUGGUUCCGCGGUGAAGGCUCAGCCCAGCGCCCGCCAGGCCUGGAGCCUGUGCAGCCGACCUGGGAAGUCUCCUCAGAGGUGGGCCCGGCCUGGGCUGGGCCCAGCUUUCCCCCAGGGACCCCGCUGUGGGCAGCCCUGGAUGAGCAGAUGCUGCAGGAGGGGAUCCAGGCCUCACUCCUUGACGGGCCAGCCCCGUGUUCUGAGAGCCCGCUAUGGCUGCCUAAGUCGUCCGUCUCCUCUCUGCGGCUGCAGCAGUUGGAGCGCAUGGGCUUCCCCACAGAACAGGCAGUGGUGGCACUGGCAGCCACAGGCCGAGUGGAGGGUGCCGUGUCGCUGCUGGUUGGCGGGGAGGUGGGCACUGAGGCCCUGGUGAUGCAGGGGAGGGGUGGGCCCGCUCACCCUGAGGGUCCUGGUCCCCCCUAGCCCUGUCAGGGGUAGUCUGAGCCUAGCCCUGUCUGCCGAGUCGCGGUGUGGUGUGGAGACACCCCUCCGGCACCCCACCCUGGUACUGUUUAGAAUAAAGACCAGUUCAUUUUUCAGCCU
Zalophus californianus (California sea lion) is the source of this 1967-nucleotide messenger RNA. RefSeq names its product rhomboid domain containing 3 (gene RHBDD3). Gene Ontology annotation, molecular function: serine-type endopeptidase activity; protein binding. Lineage: Eukaryota; Metazoa; Chordata; Mammalia; Carnivora; Otariidae. The record is from RefSeq and is a predicted model, not a curated record. Gene Ontology annotation, cellular component: membrane. Bases 543 to 1847 code for a protein of 434 amino acids. The transcript has 7 exons.